CCGUCCUAUAGUGAAUCAGGCAGAUACCUCGUCACAGUAAUGCAAUGAAACGUUACUUGAUAGCCACGAUUAUCUGUGCGACUAUCAGUACGGUGUGCUGCUGUGAUGUCGUCAAGCUAACUUUCCCGAGUGGUUUUAGUUUAGGAACUGGCAGCGCGGCGUAUCAAGUCGAAGGUGCCUGGAAUGUCAGCGACAAGGGAGAAAACGUUUGGGAUUACUAUGUGCAUAACCAUCCUGAAAUCAUAGCUGACGGAAGUAAUGGAGAUGUUGCAUGCAAUUCUUACUACAAGUACAAGGAAGAUGUGGCUCUUAUCAAAUCCACUGGAUUUGAUUUUUAUCGAUUUUCCGUGAGUUGGUCGCGCGUCCUUCCAACUGGUUUUGCAAAUGUAAUCAGCGAAGAUGGCUUGCAGUACUACAAAAACUUGACCGCUGAAUUAGUAGCGAACGGUAUUGAGCCUAUUGUGACAUUAUAUCACUGGGAUCAUCCACAAGUAAUAGAAGAGAUGGGGGGAUGGACAAACGAACUGAUAGUUGACUGGUUCGUAGCUUACGCCAGGAUAUUGUUUGAAGCACUAGGAGACAGCGUCAAAAGAUGGGUAACCAUAAAUGAACCUGAUUCUAUCUGCGGGGAUGGCUAUGAAAGCACGAGGCUUGCUCCGGGAAAGAUCAUAACAGAUAUCGGGAAGUACCUUUGCGGACACAACGUUAUAAAAGCCCAUGCCAAAACUUAUCGCAUGUACGAGGAAGAGUUUCGAGACAGGCAAGGCGGUGUCAUUGGUAUCGUACUUCCUGUUUCGGGAUAUUUGCCAUACAACUCCAGCUAUGAGGACGCGGCUGACACCGCGUUUCAGUUCAACUGCGGGUGGAUGGCACAUCCCCUCUAUUUUGGGGAUUAUCCAGAAAUUAUGAAGACCAGAGUAGCCUUGGUCAGUGAAUCUCAGGGUUACCCCAGGUCACGUCUUCCAGAAUUUUCCGACGAAUGGAAAGCAAUUAUCAACGGUACGAACGAUUAUCUUGGUAUAAAUCAUUAUACGUCCAGAUUUGUAUAUAAUGACCCCGACGAAGAGCUUGGAAUUUACAACUCCGACAGUGGUUUGCUAAUGACUGUUGAUUCGAGCUGGCCCGUUGCGACUUCAUCUUGGUUAUAUGUAUAUCCUGAAGGAUUCGGAUAUAUGCUUCGUAAGGUUCGAGAUGAGUACAAUAAUCCAUCGACAUGGGUUAUGGAAAAUGGCUACUCUGGUGCCGACAAUUUAGAAGAUUACGACCGAAUCAAUUACUUCUACGAGUAUCUAAAAGAAAUGCUGAUUGCUGUUAAGCGGGAUGGAUGCAAUGUCGAAGGCUAUGGUGUUUGGAGCAUUCUCGAUAAUUUUGAAUGGGCCGAUGGUUAUACGAAUCGAUUUGGUAUUAUCCGAGUAGAGUUUGACGACGCUGAUACGAAUAGAACCACCAAAUUAUCACAGGCCUGGUGGAAAAAAGUUCUGUCAAAACGCAAGCUUCAGUCAGUCCCUACACCAACCACCAACACUAAUACUCGUACUGGGCUACCUUGGCAGAAAUGAUUGAGAAUAUUUGCUGCAGAGGUAUUGCAAUUGUCAUUUACAUUUGAAAAAACAGCCUAAGAAAACCAUGCUAUUUAUGAGAAUAUUCUAUGGCGAA
This is a messenger RNA of Diprion similis, 1656 nucleotides long. RefSeq names its product myrosinase 1-like. Gene Ontology annotation, biological process: carbohydrate metabolic process. The record is from RefSeq and is a predicted model, not a curated record. The transcript is spliced from 8 exons. Bases 45 to 1559 code for a protein of 504 amino acids. NCBI's taxonomy places the organism in Eukaryota, Metazoa, Arthropoda, Insecta, Hymenoptera, Diprionidae. Gene Ontology annotation, molecular function: beta-glucosidase activity.